Messenger RNA from Sorex fumeus (smoky shrew), 1103 nucleotides. RefSeq names its product serine/threonine kinase 16 (gene STK16). Gene Ontology annotation, molecular function: protein serine/threonine kinase activity; ATP binding. The coding region runs from base 135 to 1052 and encodes 305 amino acids. Gene Ontology annotation, cellular component: Golgi apparatus; cytoplasm. NCBI's taxonomy places the organism in Eukaryota, Metazoa, Chordata, Mammalia, Eulipotyphla, Soricidae. Gene Ontology annotation, biological process: protein phosphorylation. The transcript has 7 exons. The record is from RefSeq and is a predicted model, not a curated record.
CCGACCCGUGCCGUUCUCUCCCUUCCAGAAUGUUCUCCCGGACCCUCGGCUCGUCGCCUGUCAGAGCAGCCCCCCCUGCACGAGCCCGUUGGCAGCCCUACUAGACCGCCCUGGAGGAGGAUGCCUGGGCCGCUAUGGGCCACGCGCUGUGUGUCUGCUCUCGGGGAACUUUCGUCGUGGACAACAAGCGCUACCUCUUCAUCCAGAAACUGGGGGAGGGCGGGUUCAGCUAUGUGGACCUAGUGGAGGGCUUGCACGAUGGACACUUCUACGCCCUGAAGCGAAUCCUGUGUCACGAGCAGCAGGACCAGGAGGAAGCCGAGCGGGAAGCGGACAUGCACCGCCUCUUCUAUCACCCCAACAUCCUUCACCUCGUGGCUUACUGUGUGAAGGAGCGGGGCCCCAAGCUGGAGGCCUGGCUACUGCUCCCCUUCUUCAAGAGAGGGACGCUGUGGAACGAGAUCGAAAGGCUGAAGGACAAAGGCAGCUUCUUGACUGAAGACCAAAUCCUCCAGCUGCUGCUGGGCAUCUGCAGAGGCCUCGAGGCCAUUCAUGCCAAGGGUUACGCCCACAGAGAUCUGAAGCCCACCAAUAUCUUGCUCGGGGAGGAGGGGCAGCCGGUUUUAAUGGAUUUGGGCUCCAUGAAUCAAGCUCGCAUCCACGUGGAGGGCUCCCGCCAGGCUCUGGCCCUGCAGGACUGGGCAGCCCAGCGGUGCACCAUCUCCUACCGGGCCCCCGAACUCUUCACCGUGCAGAGCCACUGCGUCAUCGAUGAGCGGACCGAUGUCUGGUCCUUAGGCUGUGUGCUCUACGCCAUGAUGUACGGCGAAGGGCCCUAUGACAUGGUGUUCCAGAAGGGGGACAGUGUGGCCCUGGCUGUACAGAAUAAGCUCAUCAUCCCACAGAGCCCCAGGUACUCGGCAGCGAUGCAGCAGCUGCUGGACUCAAUGAUGACCGUGGACUCCGAGCAGCGCCCUCAUGUUCCCGUCCUCCUCACGCAGCUGGAGGCCCUGCAGCCCCCAGCGCCGGGCCAGCACACGACCCACAUCUGAGCAAAACAGUGGCCGUGGUCCUAGCAAGUCAGUGGCGUGGUCUGAGCCAGC